Messenger RNA from Exaiptasia diaphana, 2117 nucleotides. RefSeq names its product copine-3. Gene Ontology annotation, cellular component: plasma membrane. NCBI's taxonomy places the organism in Eukaryota, Metazoa, Cnidaria, Anthozoa, Actiniaria, Aiptasiidae. The coding region runs from base 185 to 1852 and encodes 555 amino acids. Gene Ontology annotation, molecular function: calcium-dependent phospholipid binding. The transcript is spliced from 16 exons. The record is from RefSeq and is a predicted model, not a curated record. Gene Ontology annotation, biological process: cellular response to calcium ion.
AACGCCUGACACAAUAUAAUGUUAGUCUUCCAAAAAUGACAUGAUCCAGGUCGUAUUUGCUCGUUUGCUGGGAUCAUAAAGAUUGAGGGUACUUCAGAUCGAAAGCUUUUUUGAAGCUAAAAAGAAAACAAAGAGUAUUUUUUUAUUCUUGUGAGAGGUUUCCUGAGGAUUUCAAAAGAGGAAAAUGCAGGCAACAGCUCCACCGUUGUAUCCUCCAGUAGGGACGCCAACAGGUCCAACAGCUCAAUGCCUUUCGAAAGUACAGCUUAACAUCUCUUGCAAAAACCUCAUGGAUAAAGAUCUUAUGUCUAAGUCUGAUCCACUGUGUGUUGUCAUGCUACUAAGGAAUAAUAGCUGGGAAGAGGUUGGUAGGACAGAAAGAAUUGAAAACAACUUGAAUCCCAAUUUCUCCAAGUCUAUUAUUGUAGACUACUUUUUUGAAGAACUCCAGAAAUUAAAGUUCUUAGUAUAUGAUAUUGACAGUGCAAGUGGAAGUCUGAAAAAUGCAGAUUUCUUGGGUGAAAUGCAGUGCACUCUUGGACAGGUAGUGUCAUCAGUUACAUAYACUCAGUCUUUGAAGGUUCCUGCAAGCCAGUCAUCCAGUACCAUUACAGUUACAGCUGAAGAGGUCUCAGGAAUGAAUUCUGAAGUUCAACUAAUGUUCAGAGCCAGUAAAUUAGACAAAAAGGAUUUCUUGGGUAAAUCGGACCCUUACUUAGAGUUUGCCAGAGCCAAAGAGGAUGGGAGUUUUUUGGUUGUUCAUAGAACAGAGGUUGUGCAAAACAAUUUAAAUCCAAGGUGGAGAGAGAUGAAAAUUUCAUCUCAACAGCUUUGCAAUGGUGAUUAUGAUAGGAUAAUUAAGGUAACCUGUUAUGACUGGGAUAGUGAUGGUUCACAUGACCUCAUUGGAUCAUUUACAACAAAUCUAAGAGAAAUGAGUAGUACAACAGGGGCAAGAGAGCUUGAGUGGCCUUGCAUCAAUGAAAAGAAACAGCGAAAAAAGAAAAGCUACAAAAACUCAGGAAUAGUGUACUUAACAUCCUGCAAGAUUAUUGAAAUACCAUCAUUCCUGGACUUCAUAAAAGGUGGAUGUCAGCUCAAUUUUACUGUUGGUAUUGACUUCACAGGGUCUAAUGGUAACCCUAAAGCACCCACAUCACUUCAUUACAUGAAUCCUUAUGCACCUAAUGAGUAUAUGCAGGCUUUAACAUCAGUAGGUGAAAUCAUACAAGAUUACGACAGUGACAAAUUGUUUCCUUGUUUUGGUUUUGGUGCYAAGAUUCCUCCAGAAAGAAUGGUGUCACAUCAGUUUGCAUUGAAUUUUAACCACGCCAAUCCAUACUGUCAAGGUCUUCAAGGAAUCAUUCAGGCUUACCAAACAUGCCUGCCACAGAUUGAGUUUUAUGGGCCRACUAAUAUCUCACCCAUUAUUAAUAAUGUUGCUAUGUUUGCAAGAACUGCAGCACAAUCACCUCAGGCAACGAACUAUUACGUCUUAUUAAUAUUAACUGAUGGUGUAAUAACUGAUAUGGACCAAGCGAAGGAAGCUAUUGUGGAGGCAUCAUCACUACCAAUGUCAAUCAUCAUUGUUGGGGUAGGCGGAGCAGAUUUCCAAAUGAUGGAAGAACUUGAUUGUGAUGAGGGCCUGUUGAAGUCUAAAGGACGUGUGGCACAAAGGGACAUUGUACAAUUUGUUCCUUACAGGAAAUUUAAAAAUCAUUCCUCUGMACAGCUCAGUUCAGCAGCCCUUGCAAAAGAAGUUCUUGCUGAGGUACCACAUCAGCUAACAGGAUACUACAAGAUGAGARGAAUUCAACCAGGCCAGCCAGCAUCUGCACCACCCCAGUAUUAGCCUAAUUUACUUAAAUAUAAUCUCAUAAUCAACAGCCUUACCUAUUAGUGCACAUAAUAAAUUAUGUAUUAACUCUAUUUAAGUGUCUACGCAAUGCUUACUGAUAGCAUUACCACUAAUAAUAAUUGCCUGUUGCUCUUGCCAACCUUUACUUAAAAGGACAAUAAUUACUGUAAUUAUAGUGAUUUGUGACUUUGGAUGGAGUCAAUAAUAAAUCCUUAACAAAUGGGAAAUCAAAAUAAAUGGCCAGACCUUAGAUAAUUCA